AUGGCGCUACGUGUUACUGGCAUUAACAGUGGUUGCGUUCGCGGCUGCACGCAGGUUGUGUUUCUGGCCGUGUCCGUCGGCUGGAUCGUCUGCUACGUGUACCGCUUUGUGUUGCUGCGCGGCGCACUCGAACACCUACACAUGACCUCACACGACGUCUACCUUGACCUCAGCACUGUCGCCAUCUGGGAGCAGGUUCUGAAUGCACUUAUUGGGAUCAUAAUGUUCCUACUGAUCGUCAAGGCUCUUCGUUUGUUCCGUUACAACACAACUCUCGCCAAGUUUGGUCACAUCUACAAGGCUGCGUCGAAGGAACUCGUUUUCUACGCCACGCUGUUCCUCGUGCUGCUGACGGCCUAUGGUCAGAUCGGCGUGCUGUGCUUCGGUGGCGCCCCCUCUGGCGGCUUCCGCUCGUUCCCGGCGGCUCUCGGCACCCUGCUUGACGUUGUGACGCGCAACGGCGGCGUACGCCCCCUACUGGAGACGAGUCGCGUCGUCGCGCCGAUCUAUGUAGGCAGCUUCGUGACGCUGGUGUUCCUGCUGCUGAGCGCGAUGCGCGAUGCGCGAUGGUGA
Molecule: messenger RNA, 573 nt
Organism: Priapulus caudatus
Lineage: Eukaryota; Metazoa; Priapulida; Priapulimorpha; Priapulimorphida; Priapulidae
Exons: 5
Coding region: 1-573 (190 amino acids)
Biological process (GO): detection of mechanical stimulus
Cellular component (GO): membrane
Molecular function (GO): calcium ion binding; calcium channel activity
Source: RefSeq, a predicted model, not a curated record